This is a messenger RNA of Pieris brassicae (large cabbage white), 3336 nucleotides long. RefSeq lists its product as uncharacterized. Bases 154 to 978 code for a protein of 274 amino acids. The transcript is spliced from 5 exons. Gene Ontology annotation, cellular component: trans-Golgi network. The record is from RefSeq and is a predicted model, not a curated record. NCBI's taxonomy places the organism in Eukaryota, Metazoa, Arthropoda, Insecta, Lepidoptera, Pieridae.
UAAGCAAAGAAUUCUUAAUUCUGGAAAGCUGUUAGUAAUUGGUUUAUUAAUUAACGAGUAUAAGUUAAUAAUGUUAGUUUGUUUUUUUCAAUAAGCAACUAUUAUUCCCUAAACAUUUGCGUCGUUUAGUUUAUAAAUAUAAAUUACUACGCAAUGACAUCGCUAAAUUCAAUGUUUACGAUUGUAUUAAUAUUUUUCUCGAUUAUUUCGACUCUUGUUCGCGGUCAAGAUGUCUGUGUCAAAAAGGGACCUUGCACUUGCGAGUAUUCCAACGGGACCGGCGUAGAUUUGUCACCUGCGGCUAAAGCCACAUUUUACACCACUCAAACUUAUGAGUUAAGAAUGGCUGGUGCUGAGUACACUCUUAUUACAUAUUUCUACCACCCUUGCUACGAUGUUACGCCAAAUGUAAACAGCACAAAUCCUGGUGGUUGCGGCAGCGCAUUAUCGAUGUGUAAGCAAACAACUAAUUUCAAUUAUAAUGCAACAAUACAAGGUUUUAUAUCUGAUGGUGGUUUAUAUGAAAAAAUGGGAGAUACAAAUGGUUCCACCUUUAGUGCUGAUGGAAAAUCUAUUAUUUACUCAAAUAUUCCAUCAUCUACUAUAGUGAUGCUGGUGUGUGCUGAAGCAGACGGGGACCUUAAUGUGUUCUCACUUAUGGAGCCUAACAAAAUAGUACUAGCAUUCUAUUCAAGACACGCGUGCCUGAAAGUGAUUGAAGAAUCUGGAAGAUCUCUCGGUUCUACACUUCUAAUUGUCUUCUUCUCUUGUGUGAUAUUCUAUCUGGUCCUCGGAAUUUGUACUAAGAAAUUCCUUAUGGGAGCGACUGGAUUAGAAAUCAUACCAAACGUAGCUUUUUGGAGCGACCUACCUAAUCUUGUCAGAGAUGGUUGGGCAUUUGCUAUCAAUGGAUUCAAGCUGCCAACCCGUUCUGGUCCUGUGACAUCACCGGACCCUAACAGCUAUGACAGCAUAUAACAGCAGGAUCCACAAGGACUUCAGCUCCUCAUACAGUAAAGAACUUCUCAGAAUAGUGCUAUCUACGAACAUUCGUUUAUGUUGGCCAUCUUUUGUACCUUUGUUCUAGGCUGUGUGUUGAACGGGGGUUUGUGACCAUUAAUUAGUGGGACUGAUAUUUUUAAUAAUUGUAGCAAAGAUUGGCUCUUCGUAGAUGGCACUAAAGUUUUUAAAGGACAAGUCUACACACUUCUAAGUAUAUUUGGGAGUUUAAAAGACGAAUUAUUAUAUAAAUACGAUUCUAUACAAUAUUUUGAAAUUAGGUUUUUUUUAAUUUCAAAGAUAAUUCCCGUUCACACGAUUCGCAUUUAUUCAGUUUUUAUGGAAAUGAGUUUAGGGGCCGUUCAAGUAUUACGUAGUAAAGACUAUGGAGUCUAUGUCUACUACUAAAGUCUAUGAUUAUCUUAUUUGGUGAUUUCGUCAACAGUAAUUAUUCACUUUUUUAUUCACACAUAAUAAGCCACACAUUGUCUAUGCUUGAAAUCGAAAUGCAUUUUUGAGGAUUCCUACAAAAAAUUAAUACGUUUAUGUACUUUUGAGAGCUCUGCAUACUUUUGCUAACAAGAGGGCGGGUGUUGUAUAAAUUGGAAUAAAUCUGCUUACGUAAUACUUGAACGUCCCCUUAGUCGCGAUUCGUCAAUUAUCGUUAAUAAAUAAUAAUAUUAGAGAAUUAAAUCAUUCUAUAAUUAAAGACAAUAAAACGUAUCCGUUGUGUUGAUUCGAGAUUUGGGUCAAUUAAUUUUUUUUUUAAAUUUCAGUCCAAUAUAUUUAAACAUUCAAAACCUGCUAUUUUUGUCUACUUAUGCACCUUUGUAAAGGUAAGAAAAAUACGAAACGCGAAAAAUGACGAUAAAAACUGAAUAAUUUUUGAAUUUCCCUUCCAACCUUUGGUUUUCGCAAAAUAUUACUAAUUUUAAGAUUUUUUUUAGAAAUUGUUAAAUUGAAAUAAUGGGCCCUAAACAACAUAUCGUAUAAAUAAAUCAGUAUCUCAUAUACUUAGAGAAAUGUUACCUUACUGUUAAAAAAAAAAACGAAAUCAUUUUUUUAUGUGUUAUGUUUUACCUCUAAGAGAUUUAAUCUCUGGUUCUAGUGAAAAUAGUUUGUUUAUUAUGCUAACUGCCCACUCUAUAUAAUUCAAUCUCUUUGGUUAUCCCCUAACUAGUCUAGUUUGCAUAAUAUCAUAAAUUGAGAAAACAAUAGAGAUUUUAUAAAGGUCUUGGUUGUGGUCUUGGUCAAUAGACAUUUUAACGAUAAAUUGAAUUUGAAUAAAAAUUGAUAUAGCACUUUAAGAGCAAAUAAUAAUCAUUUCGUGGCUGAAAUUGGGAUCAGUACUUCACGCGUCACGAUAGCAAAACCCUUUAAGGAAGAAGUGGAAAAUAAGAGAUGUGAUGGAAGCACUACGAAUUAUUUUUUGGGCCUAAUUAAUAUAUUUUGUUUACCAAUAUGUACACGUUAUUAGGUACACCUUUCGGUGAUAUACUGAUAACGAAGAUUUAAACUAGAAAUCAUCUCAACAUCCGGCAUAAAAGGUUAGAAACUCGAAAUUAUUGAUAUUAAAGGAAUCGUUUUGAAGCAUUAUUUUUUAUCAAUUUUUUUUAAUAUCAUAAUUUAGUAUAAAUUAUAUGAUAGCAGGCUUAUACUUUUCUAUAUUCGACAUUAAAUAUUAGUUAAUGAAACCAACCCGUUGUGUGAUAUUUGUUUGUUAUUAUGUUAAAACGUCUAUUUUAAAGAGAAUUUUCUCUGUUUAAUAAUUUACCGUCCUCGGCUUAUUUUUGCUCAAAACCUGAUAUAGAUAAAAAUUAUUUAUACAUAAAAUUAACAAACAUAUGAUCUUGGUAAAAGUAUGAAAAUGUCGGAAUAGAUUUUUGUUUAUGCCAAGGCCAGUAAUAUUUUGUACUAUAUUGAAGAAAGGCUAGUCUUUCACUCGUAUAUAAAUAACUCUUGCCAUGUAAUAAUUGGAUACGAUUAUUUAUGUGUCCCAAGAAAAACAAAUGGAAUUUGAAUAUCGAUAGCUUUAGAAAUAUUUUCAUAUUUUUGCGGUAUCGUCGCUUUUUGGUUGUACAUUUUGUUUGAGUUUAAAUAUCUAGUGUAAUGUCACUUAAUGUAUGAAGUAUUUUUGUAUCCAAUAUGUAUAACUAGGUGUUUUUUUCCGUGAGUUUUUGUAUACAAUUUAAAUUGGAAGAUGUUUUUCAAUUUAUACUAUAGUGUAUGUAAUCCGUGAAUGUGCAAUAAGAUACUUUUUAUAAUUUAGCACAAACUCUUAUUUGUAUAGAAACUGUGUGUAUCAAGUCUUAUAAUAAAUUUGUUGAGCAUAUUAAA